Rana temporaria (common frog) is the source of this 1323-nucleotide messenger RNA. Its product is annotated as olfactory receptor 1468-like. NCBI's taxonomy places the organism in Eukaryota, Metazoa, Chordata, Amphibia, Anura, Ranidae. The transcript has a single exon. Bases 336 to 1295 code for a protein of 319 amino acids. Gene Ontology annotation, cellular component: membrane. The record is from RefSeq and is a predicted model, not a curated record. Gene Ontology annotation, molecular function: G protein-coupled receptor activity; olfactory receptor activity. Gene Ontology annotation, biological process: G protein-coupled receptor signaling pathway.
CAAACGCAAAAAUCUCUGAAAUUCGGCCGAAAAUGCAUUCGGACAAAAACGAAUGCACAUGUCGAGUAAAUAUGAGCUCUCUUCUUUAUGGGGGUUGCGGGGUGGGGGACAUUUAUUAUUAUUUUAAUGUCAAGGUGAAUCCAAGGUCAUUUACAUUUGUCUGACUUUACCCCACCUCACCUCCUUAGCUGGUCAACAACUUAAUUUGUUAUUUUUGGAACAGGCAGAAUAUUUUUUCUUUCUUUCGAGGGAUCGGACCCCAUUGAGUGGUACAGCAAGAAACUCUUCAUGAAACUGUAAGUUCACUUUACAUUUAUUUCUUAUUUAUUGACUGGAUGGACCAAUUUACCUAUCAACACUUGCCAGAGGUUCAGAAUAAAUCAUCGAUUAACAACGUCUUUAUUGUUGGGUUGAGUAUCUCCCAAAACUACAGACUUGUCCUCUUCGCCCUGUUCACGGUCACCUAUGUUGUGACUCUGACUUGCAACCUCAUGAUUAUCUUCUUGGUGUUCAUCACAAAACUUUCACAGUCUCCUAUGUAUGUGUUCCUCUCCAAUCUCUCACUGUCGGAAGUUCUGUUCACCAGCAAUAUUGUUCCUCCCAUGCUAUAUAUCCUAUUUAGAAAUGGGGCAUUUUUCUCCCUCGCUGGCUGUUUCAUGCAAUUUUUCCUAUUUGGUAUAUUUGCUGUGACAGAGAGUUUCCUCCUCUCGGCAAUGUCCUACGAUAGAUUUUUGGCCAUCUGCAAACCUCUUCAUUACACAAUGAUCAUGACCCCCGGGUUGUGUGUUUGUCUGAUCCUUACCUGCUGGGCUUUGGCUUUCCUGAUUAUGGCAAUCGCUUUAAGUUUAUUGAACACUUUGUAUUUCUGUAAAGACAACAUUAUUGAUCAUUUUUAUUGUGACUUCCUUCCAAUAGUAAAGCUGUCUUGUUCCAAUUCUGCCACCGUUGAGAUGGUUGUGUCUUUCCUUUCAUCUUCAGCCUCUGUGCUUCCUUUCCUCAUAAUCAUCGUUACUUAUGUUUUCAUCAUCAGAGCCAUCACUAGGAUCUCAUCAGUCAAAGGCAAAGAGAAAGCCUUCUCCACCUGCAGUUCCCACCUAGGAGUUGUCUCCGUCUAUUACACCACCUUGAUUAUGGUCUAUGUGGUUUCACCUGGACACUUUGUAAUGGUGAACAAAGUUCUAUCACUGCUCUAUACGGUGAUCACCCCACUAGCGAAUCCUUUUAUCUACACCCUGAGGAACAAGGAUAUCAAGGCAGCUAUAAGACAAACCUUGACAACCAAACAAAGACCUUGAAAUUAAACUUUUUUUUUAAUGUUUGCAC